Malus domestica (apple) is the source of this 420-nucleotide messenger RNA. The record is from RefSeq and is a predicted model, not a curated record. NCBI's taxonomy places the organism in Eukaryota, Viridiplantae, Streptophyta, Magnoliopsida, Rosales, Rosaceae.
AUGUUGCCGGUUUGGAUGGUGAAAAAGGUGCAAGUACCCCAAAUGAUGGCCAUCAAGUGGGUUUUCGAAACUGAAUGUAAAAAUCGGUUUUUCGCACUUGGGUUUGGAGUGUCGGUGUUGAAAAAUGAAGAGAGUGAACGAGGAGAAGGGGAGUCGUUUGUGGAAGCAAGGCCAAGUGGCGACCAGAGUUCUUCUAAGAGAAGCAGAGUUGCAGAAGUUCAUAAUUUGUCUAAAAAGAGGAUGAGGAGUAGGAUCAAUGAGAAAAUGAAGGCAUUGCAAAAUCUCAUCCCAAAUUCUAACAAGACGGACAAGGCUUCGAUGCUUGAUGAAGCCAUUGAGUACCUCAAGCAGCUUCAGCUUCAAGUUCAGAUUCACGCCAGGAAAGACGCUUCCAGUAUGGGGGAUCUCGCAUGUAGGUGA